Molecule: messenger RNA, 2794 nt
Organism: Oncorhynchus gorbuscha (pink salmon)
Lineage: Eukaryota; Metazoa; Chordata; Actinopteri; Salmoniformes; Salmonidae
Product: growth factor receptor-bound protein 10-like
Exons: 13
Coding region: 127-1458 (443 amino acids)
Biological process (GO): negative regulation of Wnt signaling pathway; negative regulation of insulin receptor signaling pathway; insulin receptor signaling pathway
Molecular function (GO): insulin receptor binding
Source: RefSeq, a predicted model, not a curated record
GCCUCUCUCGUGUUCUAUUUACCUCUGUCCCUCCCUCUCUUCCACUCCUUUCCCCUCCCUCCCCUAUCCCUCCCUCUUUCUCUCUCUUCCUCUCUCUGUCUCAGCAGAGUAAGGCUCAGUGUGAAAAUGCCAUCGUGCUCUCCUGACUGUUGCCUCUUUCAGGCUGUAGAGAUCAUCAAGGUGUACAGUGAAGAUGGCGCAGGGAAUGUGGUGGAGGUGCCAGCUGAUAUGAGGGCCAGAGACGUGUGUCAGUUCCUGGUCUAUAGGAGCCACUGUCUGGACGACAACAGCUGGAGCCUGGUGGAGCAUCACCCACUACUGGGCCUCGAGCGUUGUCUGGAGGACCAUGAGUUGGUGGUUCAGGUUCAAGCCUCUAUGCCCAGUGACAGUAAAUUCCUCUUCAGGAAGAACUAUGACAAGUAUGAGUUCUUCAGGAAUCCCUUGAACUUCUUCCCGGAGCAGAUGGUGGCGUGGUGUCAGGAAUCUAACGGCUCCAUCCCCCACUCACAGCUCUUACAGAACUUCCUAAACUCCAGCAGCUGUCCGGAGGUGCAUGGGUCCCUCUAUCUGAAGGCAUCAGGGAGGAAAUCCUGGAAGAGACUCUCCAUGUUCCUCAGACGCUCUGGACUUUACUACUCCACUAAAGGAUCCUCCAAGGAGCCCAGACACCUCCAGUUGUUGUCAGACCUGGAGGACAGUAGUGUGUUCACAGUGACAACAGGGAGGAAGCUGCACAACGCCCCCACAGCCUACACGUUCUGUAUCAAGCCCAGUAAGGUGAGGAGUGAGUGCAAGGAGCUGAGGAUGCUGUGUGCUGAAGAUGAACAGAGCAGAACCUGCUGGAUGACUGCCUUCAGACUCUUAAAGUAUGGAAUAUUACUGGAUCCGAACUACAAGAGUCCCCAGCACAGGAUGUCUCCGGUCCCACAUUUCUCUACUCCUGUGCGGAGUGUGUCUGAGAACUCUCUGGUGGCCAUGGACUUCUCUGGCAGGACGGGACGCGUCAUAGAGAACCCUCUGGAAGCAGUGAGCGCCGCUGUGGAGGAGGGACAGACAUGGAGGAAACGGGGUCAGCGUAUGAAGGCUCUUGGCAGCCCCAGCCCCCUCCAGCCCUCUUCUCUCAGCUCAGUGAUCCACAGCACACAGCUAUGGUUCCGUGGUCGCAUCAGGAGAGAAGAGUCCCACAAGAUGAUCAUGCAACAAGGACAAGUAGACGGGUUGUUCCUGCUGAGAGACUGUCAGAGUAACCCCAAGGCGUUUGUCCUGACCCUGUGCCACCACCAGAAGAUCAGACACUUCCAGAUCCUACCGUGUGAGGAGGAAGGUCAGACGUCCUUCAGUCUGGACGACGGCUCCACCAAGUUCACAGACCUGAUCCACCUUGUGGAGUUCUACCAGCUCAACAGAGGGGUGCUGCCUUGCAAACUCAAACACCCCUGCACUGCUGUGGCCUUGUGACCCUUCACCCCUGACCUCUGACCCCUGAAUCAUGAUCUCUGCCCCCUGGUCUCACUACACCACCCCCUGUCUGCAGUUAAAUUCUCUACCCCUCGUUCUCUCGUUCGUCAUGGAUUUAAAGGGAAGGAAUGAAGGAAGCUUUUAAAAAUGAGUGGGAGUAAGCAUGUCCACCUUUUAGAGAGAGGGGUGGGGUAUUCAAACCUGGCCACACACAAGGACAGACAGACAAACAUAUGUGGUGAACUAUCGUGUUCUAUGGAUAUCUAUGGAUCCAACCAAGCCCGUUUCCUUCUCCUUCAUCCACCUCAGAUAGACAGACAGACAGGGGGCUGGGCUCCCCUCACUUCCUUAAUGAUCAUCAGGGAUAGACAUGGAUCGAAUCGAUCACAACAAUCGACAAUAUCUCAAAUCAAUAUGUGCAGUACAGUCUUUAUAAGCUGAUCACCUGACGCUUCAUGCUACCUGGGGAGCUGAUGUUGCCUGGGAGGCAUCCUACUCUUCCUCUGCUAUACUUACUGGACCAACCAUGCAACUAACUCACCGAGACUUUAUACAGGGCCCUAGGAGGAGAAAAAGAUAACUACAAAAAGAAAACUCCUUUCAAACAAACGGCCAAGACGUUUGUUUGAAAGGGCAGAUGAAUGUUUGAGUUGGGGACUUCCCUGUCAGAGCUGAUGACAUUGUAUAACUGUUGUAGAACUAUUUGCACUUCUGAACAGACAGCCGACAGUUCUCUUCUGAGCUGGAUGAAGCUGAACGCUCCUUCUCAACCUCCUCUUCCUCCUUUCUUUCUUCUCCUCUUGUCCUUCUCAUCUUUCUACUCCUACUCCCAGCCUACUGAUUGGAUUAGCAUUGCGUUGGACAGGACUGAGAGGCGUGGCUAUUGGGAAAGGUGACAGCUAGGCGGCUCCGCUCCUGAAAUCCUCACCAACCUUUUCAUUCCUACUCCGUUCGGCUCCAUCUGAUCCCAUCAGAACAUUUAGAAAACCAUUACCAUUCCCUGGAAUCAGACGGAAAGUUCAGAUUGUUGAUAACGGGACAGAGGGAAGAGGAGGAGAAGUCUCACAUAGGUCCCCGGAAAACCUGCCCCCUGCACUGUCACUUGAAACUGUCAAGAGUUAAAACUGGAGUCUUUCAGGCUAUGUUCCAAUGUCCACACUAAUAUUGCACUUAGAACAUAUGUCCAAUACCUUGUUACACUCUUAGUAGUGUGCUAGUGUAACAGUAUAACUUUAGACCGUCCCCUCGUCCAUACACAGGCGCGAACCAGGGACCCUCUGCACACAUCAACAACAGUCACCCUCGAAGCAUCGUUACCCAUCGCUCCACAAAAGCC